Messenger RNA from Ruditapes philippinarum (Manila clam), 1617 nucleotides. RefSeq lists its product as uncharacterized. NCBI's taxonomy places the organism in Eukaryota, Metazoa, Mollusca, Bivalvia, Venerida, Veneridae. The transcript has 2 exons. The record is from RefSeq and is a predicted model, not a curated record. The coding region runs from base 1 to 1617 and encodes 538 amino acids.
AUGUCAGAAAUGCCUGAUUACACUCGCAAUGUGUCACUCAGACUGUCUAAAGUACUUGAUGAGAUAGGAGUGAACGAAAAAAUAGUAAUAAAAAGAAGGCGACAAGGGCUAAUGAAAGAAUCAAUACGUACGAUAGGGCACAAAUUAAUAAUACAUGAAGAUGUAAAUUUGUAUCUCUUAGGUAGUAGAAUAGAAGGUACUACAACACUUGGACUUAAUUCUGACGUGGAUAUUCUUUUCAAACGUCCCAUGUAUAGUGUUAUACAAGAUUGGACUGAAUGGGAACCUGGUAAACAAAACCUGUUAAUGAUACAGGAUGAUACUAUAUCACCAGGAUACUGCUUAUUACAGAUACUGAGAUGUGAUGCUCCACUUCCAGAGGUCAAUGUAUUUGAUCAAUACUCGCAUAGAGAUAGAUUAGGAAGAGUACUAUUAAAUAAUGCAAUAGCAAAUAUCGUGAAGCAUGCUGAACAUGUUAGACAUGGCCCAGCACAAUCAAUGGACGGAAGGCCUGGUUUCUUAAGUCAUGACCUUGUCUCUGCAAUGUCUUGUCAACAGUGGCCAUUGCAAGCUAGACAAUGGAUUGCUCAGCAAGGUGAAGAUAUGGGGUGUUUCGUUGUAGGAGUUGGAGGCAAAGGAAGUGAAAAUGAAGAACUUGAAUGGAGAAUAUCCACUUCCCUUGCCGAGCGAUAUUUAAUGUUUAAUUUGAAUAUAACACAAAUCAGAUGCUAUGUCUUAAUGAAAAUGAUCUUAAAAUCAUUUAUAAAUACACAAUGCCCUGACAGCAUUUCAAGUUUUAUGUGUAAAACGGUCAUGCUUCAUUGUAUUUCAAGUACAGAUAACAACGCUUGGAAUGAAAACACCUUGCUAAUCUGUCUGAAUUAUUGUCUGACAAUUCUUUACAAUUGUGUUUUAAAUGAUAAUUGUCCACAUUUUAUCAUCCCUGAGAACAAUUUAAUGGCUAGACGUUUUACUCCAUUGACAAAACAAGUCAUACUAGAUACACUCUCUUACAUUAUAAGCAGUAACGGAAGUGCAUUACUUGAAAUAGAAUGUGAUCAACUUGGUUUCAGAAUUCAAAACACUUUUUUGAGGUUAGUAGAGAUUGUACCUGAAGCUAUGUCUUGUAAGAUUUCAGGAGAAAUUGAGAGGGCUGAACUUAUUUUGAAAAAUAUUGAAGAAAGUUAUGACCACAAUGUGGUUGAACCAAUAUGUUGUUGCUACGAUUUUCGACAACCUAAACGCAAAAGGGCAUUCGAUAAGUUAUGUUAUGAAGCAGAUAAUGAAUAUGCAUUGUUACAGAGUAUAACUGCAUCAUGUGUCAUGUUUCUACGAUGUGAAAUAAACUGCUGUCCCAAAGAACUCCAAUAUGAAAUGUUCAGAUCAACGCAACCAGACCUCCCUUAUAAAAGUUUCAAUGAUGAAUGUAUGAAUUUGGCUGUUGUAGACUCUCUACCAUAUUUAUACUUUCUACAGUUUAAGACAUAUUCACAUCUCAGAAGGAAUCGUGAUAAACAGGCGGCAAUUUCCAAUCUUGCUAAAUGCAUUGUAGAGGAACCAAAUUUCGGACACAAAGAAACAGCAUUAAAUCUUCUAGGUCAGUGUAUGGAGCAAUAA